This is a messenger RNA of Ectocarpus sp. CCAP 1310/34, 2394 nucleotides long. The record is from the annotation of a GenBank genome assembly. Lineage: Eukaryota; Phaeophyceae; Ectocarpales; Ectocarpaceae.
GUGAGUGUGGCUGCAUUUCAAAUCAUCAACGCCCGCACUCUGCAGACUCAUGCCGCAGGCAUCAAUUUACAAGCUAGGGUCCCCGAGAAAGCUCUCAGGGGAAGGCAACACCUGGAACAUACUCUGGGCGCUGCAAAUAAACGGGGCUGUUCAUCAGGUGUCGAUGCAGAGGAGGCUCUCCCAAAAGAUGAUCGUAAAGCACGACGGGAAGACCUUGCUGGACAAGGUCUUCGUGUUUGCGAAACCUUACGAGGGCUACUGCCUCGUGGCCUGGGUCAACCAGGGGAUCAGUUUCGGGAUAUUCUGCACAACGGAUUUGAGGUGCAUCCAGACAAACGCCGAUCACUACGACCUCCGUGUCAAUGGGGUCAAGUUCACGGGCUUGCCAGACGGCUGCCGUUUGAGGCAGAUACAACAAGCUGCUGCUCUCCGGCGGUCUGCCUCCGUUCCCAACAUGUCCGGCGCCCGCGCCGGUGACGCCUUCGGCGACGGCAGCAACGGCCACGGGGGCAGCAACAGUGGUGAGGCCGGCCGUGACAGCAGGGGCUCCGCGGCGGAGGCAGGGGGGAAGGCUUCGGCGACAACGACGGUUCCACCCAAGGCCCACGCCAUCUCCCGUAUGACGUCCUGAACGCGGCCCGUCGUGGGCGUCGCAGCGGACCCCCCGCGGAUCGACGCAACGUUUUCAAUGGCUUGUGUUUGCGGAACAUGCCUCAGAACGGUCUCGAUGAAGGGCUUCCUGUUUGGUACAGGUAAACACACGACCGCUCGGCCACAAAACGUCGGGUUUGUAGAGAAAAAAGCGUUUUUCUGCUGCGUACGAAAGUUUAUAUAUUAAAUCUUCGUUUUGGGUCUAUUUCCUUCAUAGACGCUUGCCUCCAUAUGCCUGCUGAGGCUUGCAUGUUAUCGAGUUUUUGCGCGGAAGGGAAAAUGCCUGUCGUAAGUGAGACGAGCGACGACAAGACUUUUAUGGGAAAAUCGGCUUGUAAUCUGUUUUUGAGUCUCUGCCAACGGGGUGGUGGGCGAUUCUCUUUCGAUGUUCACAUGAUGCCUGUUAUCGUACGGCGUGUUCUGAGGUCAUGUUCUGCCUCUUGACGGACGGCGUGUUCUUGGGGUCUGCAGUGCCGGCGGUACAUCGGUGUCGUGGGAGUAUUUCAAUUUCAGAGGGUCUCUCACCGGCAAAGAGUUUCAUGAUCAACUUGCCCUGGGCUGUUCUGUCUCAACAAUAUCGUUCAUGUAGAUACGUUGUUGUCGAAAGCCUCCCUCUAACGGUUUCAGUGGCAAAACGGCAGGGGGGCGGCCGUAGGCGUACUCUUAUAGCAGGGUUUCAGGCGUCUGCUGCUGUGCGAGGGAGGGCGGGUAGCGAAAAUCGCUACGUCGAGGGCACCGGUAUGACGUGUCAUCCACAAAAGUGUAAGUGUCGUUUGUUCCAGUGAGGUGUGAAUAUCCUGUCUUGUGGUAAAAAUGGCUUCGAUAACAAGCCAUCACGAAUCAUGCAUUGUGGUACGGCGGGUUGGUGUGGAAACAAGUGUAAGACAGAUGCGAACUUGUAACUACGUGUUUCGUGUUAUUCCGGUUAUAUUUCGAAAUUAUGCGUAUUUUGAGCAGGUAGUGUUGUGUGUUGUACAUGAUGCGAGUCGGCGGCAUUCCUUUUGGUGGGUUGAACUUCAUCGAUGCAAGACACCGGGAAUAUAGUUUCACUUUUCCUGCGCACGGUGGCGCUGAAUCUCCGAUUCGUUUUGUUUUUUUGGUGAUUUUUUGGCUUUGGUUGUACGAUACAUGAGUGCGCCACAUUACUGGGUGGGGAUUGCGACAUUUUUAGAUGAAAAGCGAUGCAGGAUACUUGAAGCGUAUCGUACAUAUUUUGACGAGGUAUUUUGGCCCGGGCCAAAAGUCGUCCCAUCAUCCGGCAAUCGCGUCGUCACAUGACGGCGUUCCGUUAGCAAUCAAUUAUUGCGUCAUUUUUCAUUCUCGUCUCUCGCCAGAGUGGCAACAACACGAACACUCUCUAAGGGGACAGCACACGUCACGGCAGAGUGCGGCAUACGAAUCGCGGAGAAUCAGCCGCUCUUCGACCAGACGUCAUCGGGGCGCGACGGGUACAACACGAACAGGUUUGUACACCGCUUGGGCAAAAAACACGCCCACACUCGCUACUUUUCAACUGAACAGCAGUUGUACUUCGUUGUCUCCAAGCCAGGCUUGCUUCUCACGUUAGUUCUUGUCCGAAUUUUCUAGCGUCAGCGGUCACGAAAACAGGGCACACACGCCGGAAAGUCCAAAAAAUAAUGGCACACACGCAGGGUGGCGAUAGGCACGCGGCCCCUGCCGGGAGCCGGGUACGGUCGUCCCCCAACGUACUGCAAAACACAAAUACAGCAGUAAAGAUGGAAC